AUGUCCUCUCGACCGCCUACCCUCCGCAACCUCCAGACGUCGACCGUCUUCGUCAAUACGGCACUCGCUGGCCUCAAUCUAGGCCUCUCCGUCUUCGUCGUGCCCCGCCUGCUCGAGUCACCGACCCCGCUGAUGCUGCGUCAAUGGACCAACAUGUUCAAGAGAACCAGUCGCGCCUUUCCACCCCCGGUUCUCUUCUGUGUCUUGAGCUACUGGUACUUGGCCUACGCACUACGACACUUGCCUGGCAAGGCGAAGCUCUUCGCGACGGCAGGCGCCCUCUGCUUAUCCAUUGGUCCGUGGACGAGGAUCUUCCUGGUCCCCGUCAACAAGAAGUUGAAAGCAAAGGCCGAAGAAACAAGAGACAUGGGUAUCAUGGCCGUUGGCUUGACCCAAGAAGAAGAGGAGGGAGCCAAAUACCUGGUUGAUCAAUGGGGGCUGUACAACCUCGGAAGGAGCAUCGCACUUGGUCUUGGAGGUGCCAUCGGACUGUACACCAUCGUCUCCUGA
This is a messenger RNA of Colletotrichum karsti, 510 nucleotides long. RefSeq lists its product as uncharacterized. The coding region runs from base 1 to 510 and encodes 169 amino acids. The transcript has a single exon. NCBI's taxonomy places the organism in Eukaryota, Fungi, Ascomycota, Sordariomycetes, Glomerellales, Glomerellaceae. The record is from RefSeq and is a predicted model, not a curated record.